CAAUAGACAAUUUGUUGUUGAUAUUUCAAGCGUGAAACUUCUAUAGACGACAGUACGCGAAGUUUGCGAACGGCGAAAGCCAUGCUGAUUCGUUUGCACCAGAAUGAGCCGACCGCUUUUGCAGCAAAGCUGGUUGACCACCUCGCGGACCUGUUCUCUUCAGCAGCCGCGACAACCGGAUGGAUUCAGCAAUUGCCGCUCGGGAACAGGCCGAGUAAGGCAACUCGAUCAUGCGGGCCUCGGUGCGGGACCGGGACCACCUGUACUACCAGCCCACAGAGUACAACUUCGUUUCUGACAACUCACGCCGCGUCCGAAGAGGGUCGGUACUACAUGUCGCCUCCCCAGAACAAGGACCGGUACGAGUGGGGCUAUCCCUGCUCAGUGAAAAAGCUGCCAAUCGGGGCGCCUACAAACCAGCGGUACAUUCCGAAUGCUUUCGGGCUCUCCUGGGGUAGCUACCCAAACCCGUACCCGACGCAGUGUGGGACGACUAUCGUGAAAUGGGGGAACGGCGAGGACAGCGGAGCCGCCGCGGGGGCGGACUUCAACGGCAGACCCGAGUACGUCUGGCUCAAGGACAAGGCCGUGAACUGCACGGCGAUCCCGGCGCCGCACGAAUUUCUGCAGCGCGGGAACAGUCGGUUCGGCGGGCAGUCUUCCGAGUGGUUUCACACUCGGUUCCUGCGAGCGGCAAAGCUCAGUAUUGGUGGUAGGAUCAUGGGCGGAACGUUUAAGGACGUGAACACAAAGGGAAACACCACCAAUGACGCCUACGCUUUUGCCGGGAUUUUGGAGGAGGGGCACAGUAAGCCCGUGCUUCGCGUCAAGAAGAAAGGUUUCGCGAACGACAUCCUGUGGCGCAAGAAGCCAAGCAAUUGGAGCGCAAUCCGCAGCGCUGCUGCGGGCCUGGCCGCGGGGCUGAAGAAUGUCUUCAGUCAGAAUGCGAACAACGGCGAUAUGACGGACGGGAAGGGCUGGUGGCCCAAUGUAUUCUCCAAGUACCAGGCUGCGUUUAUGUGCGAAUCCGAAAAAGAUUGCGGUUACUUUGUGUUUGACCCCAGCAAAAAACGCAUGCAGAUGUGCCAAGGCCAAGAAAUCAAACCGAAGGAGGGAAUGUCCAACAAGGUCGCACGGGGGAAAGCUUUCGGGUAUUGUUGUUGAUCAGUUGUUGCAUGCUUGAAGUGCACUGCUUCUUGUUACUUGGAUGCUUCUUGAUGUCCUCAUGCAUGGUUGUGGAGCUGAAGAAUGGUUCGGAAUGUUGCAGCAGAAGGAGGAAACAAAACGAUCACUAAUGCUAAGUAGUACAUGAUCAUCAGAGCCAAAACUACAAAAUCUUCCAGUUACUUGCUGGCUCGGAAGAUGCGAGGGUACAUGAUGGGGGUGAAGCCGAGCUUUCUGCGGCAAGCCUUGAAGCUGAAUCAGAACGACCGACUGCUGAUAAACACGAAAGCCGUCUGCCCCGGCCGAGACGGCCGGUUCCUCGAGACGCGGCCUUUUGCGGAGGAUCUCCGCGACACAUUCAAGCGAAACGCCGCUUCCCCGGAUGUGCUUCGGCCUACACAUUGGUGGUACAAUCUCGCGGGGUCCAAAACUUUUUACAUGCAGCCCUCUGACGUUCGGGGCGAGCUAUGCAGUGGGGAGCCCACUUUUGUGCCACAGCUAGGUGCCUUCGCAGUCAUACCGGAGAUUCCAGCUGCGCAAGAACCGAUGCUUUCAUAAGUGAUUCUGGUCCAGUCAGCACGGCAUUAGCAAGCUUACAGCGGUAAAAUUCCACACUUCAUCGUGCUACAUUUAAGUUCCUGGUAUGCACGGUCUCAUUUGGUGGACAAUGCAGACUCAACAGGGAAGAGGGUUUUGUUGAAUGAUAGAGGUAUUUGCUGAAAUUCGUUGACUUGCCCCCGCGGUUUGCUGAAAUUGAUGCUUGCAAAAGUAUUAUGCUGGGGAAGAUAUUUACGACAGACGUUGACGUUGCUCUUGCUGCUGUUUGUCUAGGUCGCAUUUCGCAAAAGCAAU
This is a messenger RNA of Amoebophrya sp. A120, 2016 nucleotides long. The record is from the annotation of a GenBank genome assembly. NCBI's taxonomy places the organism in Eukaryota, Dinophyceae, Syndiniales, Amoebophryaceae.